Messenger RNA from Alnus glutinosa, 958 nucleotides. RefSeq names its product disease resistance protein RPV1-like. Lineage: Eukaryota; Viridiplantae; Streptophyta; Magnoliopsida; Fagales; Betulaceae. The transcript has a single exon. Gene Ontology annotation, biological process: signal transduction. The record is from RefSeq and is a predicted model, not a curated record. Bases 131 to 640 code for a protein of 169 amino acids.
CAGUUUUCCACGACGCCCAAAGCGUGGAUUUUUUUUGGAGCAAUAACAGGGAAGGGGGAAGGAGGGAGGGGACGAAAGCGGGGAUCGGAUUUACUUGCAUAGAUAUUUAUAGCACUAGUCCGAGCUUAGUAUGUUUCCUAUGGCUUCCAUAACCAGUACUGAAACAUCUUCUUCUUCUUCUUUGCCUCGACCGAAGUACGAAUAUGAUGUUUUUCUCAGUUUUAGAGGCAAAGACACCCGCAACAACUUUGCGGACCAUCUGUACGCUGCUUUGGAUCGGAAAGGAAUUAAGACCUUUAGGGACGACGAAGAACUUGAUAGAGGAAAAUCCAUUCGGCCAGAGCUCCUGAAAGCCAUAGAAGAAUCGAGGUUUGCCGUCACCAUUCUCUCAAGAAACUAUGCGUCGUCGACGUGGUGCUUAGAUGAACUUGCAAAGAUUGUUGAGUGCAUGAAACAGACGAGGCUCACAGUUUUGCCUGUUUUCUACGGUGUGAAUCCAUCUGACGUACGCCAAGCUGGGAGGGGGAGUUUUGAGAAGGCCUUUGAACGUUUCAAGGAGAACAGACAGAGGGUGCAAAGAUGGAUAGAUGCUUUGAGAGAAGUGGCCGAUGUAUCCGGAUGGCAUUUACAGGACAGGUGACAAUUUUCUUUCUUCUUCCGCUGAGAAUUUUCUGAUUUUGACUGCAAAAAUGAGAUAUUUAUGUCAUACUUCUUUUCUCGUAUGCCAAGUAAAUUUAUCUAUCAUGCACUAGUUAGCUAAUACGUAUCAAUUAGAGCGAAGUAACCAAUCAUAUUAUGUGUGUACAGGAAGAAGUUAUAGAACUAAAAUAAGAGCUCAAGCCAAUGUCACAAACACAUAACAUUAUAUUUAUAAACAAAGCGUAUAGAUUGCAGUCUAACAAGAAGCCCAGAGAUAACAUAGGUCUCGUUGAGGUUAUGAGCUCAAAUUGAAUUUGCG